ACUAAAUGAUAUUAAGUGUCUGUGUAACUUUAAUAAAAGGCCAGAUUAGAAUUUUCAGACACUGUACAUAAUGGCUUCUGCAUUAGCUUCAUGAGGAAGCGAUGUUUCUCAUGUUCUACUUCUAAAAUAUACAGUUAAACAAAAUGAAGUUACCAGCUGUCUCCAGAGAAGCAGUACUGCGAAUCAUGCGCAUGGCUGCUGUUAAUGGGUGCCAGUGUCCAGCUCAUUCUCAAUCAUUUUCUGGUAUAUCAGCUCAAAAUUGUGCUUCCAAAACUCAGCAACAAAACUCAAAAGAAUAUGCUGUAGAGAUGGCAUGUUCAAACAUAAGAUAUGGAAAAGGAGUUACAGCUGAAGUUGGAAUGGAUCUUCAAAAUAUGAAUGCCAAACAUGUUGCUUUAUUUACAGAUAAAAACCUUGUCAACCUGCCACCAGUUUUGGAGACAAUCAAAUCCUUGGAACAAAAUAACAUCAACUUCUCAUUAUUUGACAACGUCCGCAUCGAGCCCACAGAUGUUAGUUUCCAAGAAGGUAUCGAUUUUGCAAAGAAUGGAAAUUUUGAUGCUUUUUUGGCUGUUGGAGGUGGAUCAGUGAUAGAUUCUGCUAAAGCUGCAAAUUUACUUCUUUGUCAUCCAAAUCACGAACUUCUGGAUUUUGUGAAUGCACCCAUUGGAAAAGGCUUACCUACAGAAAACGAACUGAAACCACUUUUAGCUGUUCCAACAACAGCCGGAACAGGAAGUGAAACCACAGGUGUGGCAGUCUUUGAUUAUACUCCGUUAAAAGCAAAAACUGGAAUUGGCAACCGCGCACUUCGGCCAUUGCUUGGGAUAGUCGAUCCACUUCAUACUUUACACAUGCCCGCAAGAGUUACAGCUAACAGUGGAUUUGAUGUGUUUUGUCAUGCGCUGGAAUCCUACACGGCAAUUCCAUACACUGAACGCUCUCCACGUCCGAGUAAUCCGAAAUUGCGCCCAGCUUACCAAGGUAGUAAUCCGAUCAGUGAUGUUUGGUCAAAGCACGCAUUAAAAGUUUGCGUGGAUUAUUUAAAAAGAGCUGUUUCAGAUCCACAUGAUAUGGAAGCAAGAUCUGAGAUGCAUCUGGCGAGCGUGUUUGCUGGUAUUGGCUUCGGAAACGCAGGUGUUCAUCUAUGUCAUGGAAUGUCGUACGCUCUGUCUGGCAUGGUGAAAAAAUAUCAAGCUGAAGAUUAUAAUGUCGAACACGCGCUUGUUCCGCACGGUUUGUCCGUCAUUAUCACAGCACCUGCAGUGUUUAACUAUACCGCGCCAGCUUGUCCAGAAAGACAUCUUGAUGCUGCUGAAAUAUUAGGUGUUGACAUCUCCAAUGCAAAGAAAGAAGACGCUGGCCCGAUAUUAUCGGAUGCAAUUCGCAAAUUCAUGUAUGACUUAAAUGUGGACGACGGUAUUUCAAGUUUUGGUUACACGAGUUUGGAUAUUCCCGAUUUAGUCAACGGGACGUUACCACAACAUCGGGUUACAAAACUAGCCCCGGCAGGCGAACCAGCACCUGAAGAGUUCUCCAUGAUAUACGAGCAGUCGUUAAAGAUUUAUUAAAACGUUUCGUCUGUUCAGUAUGUGAAAUUGCUGAAGUCAGCACUUUUUUAACCCAGUAAUUAAGAAGGUUAGCCACUUUCAAUUUGCCUUGAAACAAUAAUUUUUUAUUUUUUAAAAACUAAAUUUUUUAGAUUUUAGUAUUAGAUUUAAUUAGAAUUUAUUAGCGGUUGAUAA
This is a messenger RNA of Hydractinia symbiolongicarpus, 1745 nucleotides long. Its product is annotated as hydroxyacid-oxoacid transhydrogenase, mitochondrial-like. Gene Ontology annotation, molecular function: metal ion binding; alcohol dehydrogenase (NAD+) activity. The transcript is spliced from 15 exons. Gene Ontology annotation, cellular component: mitochondrion. Bases 144 to 1571 code for a protein of 475 amino acids. Lineage: Eukaryota; Metazoa; Cnidaria; Hydrozoa; Anthoathecata; Hydractiniidae. The record is from RefSeq and is a predicted model, not a curated record.